CUUCUUACUAUCUCUUUCCCCUCUUUUCUCUCUCUCUCUCUCUCUCUCUCUCUCUUCUUGUACCUUCACCCUUUCUAACUUACUGCAUGUGCUUGGUUGCAUAUAUUCUCACUUUUCAUGAGUUAUAAGAGCACACACCACUAAAAUCAAACACCAUUUCCUAGUGAUAGAUAGAUAUGGAGAAAGUUAGCCUCAUUAAAAAUGGGGUGUUGAGAUUGCCACCUGGGUUUAGGUUCCACCCCACAGAUGAAGAGCUCGUGGUACAAUACUUGAAGCGCAAAGUCCACUGCUAUCCCAUUCCCGCCUCCAUCAUCGCCGUAGUCGACGUCUGCAAGGCCGACCCCUGGGAUUUGCCAGGCGAUUCGGAGCAGGAGAGGUAUUUCUUCAGCACAAAAGAAGUAAAGUAUCCCAACGGAAACCGGUCGAACCGGGCCACCGCCUCCGGGUACUGGAAAGCAACCGGUUUGGACAAGCAAAUCGUGAGCACGAGGACUCACCAGGUCGUCGGGAUGAAGAAAACCCUUGUCUUCUACACCGGUAAGCCGCCAAAGGGCUGCCGAACUGAUUGGAUCAUGCAUGAAUACCGCCUCCCGCCGCCACAGGAAAGCUGGGUUCUCUGCCGGAUAUUUUUGAAGAGAAGGGGCAACAACAACACUCCAGCGCCGGUAUUCUAUGAUUUCAUGCCCAAAGAGAAGGCCAACACUAGCUCCGGAUCGAGCGGGAUCACGCAGCUUUCUUCUUCGGAGGUUGAAGAAGAGAGCAGUAGUUGCAAUAGUUUUCCCUCCACUUUUAAAAGGAAUUAAGUGUGCUAUACUAAGCCCCUUUCAUUUUCCCAAUAUUUCUUUAUAAAUCAAAUAACCAUCUUCUUCAUCA
Messenger RNA from Salvia splendens (bonfire salvia), 873 nucleotides. Its product is annotated as NAC domain-containing protein 83. The record is from RefSeq and is a predicted model, not a curated record. Gene Ontology annotation, biological process: regulation of DNA-templated transcription. The transcript is spliced from 2 exons. NCBI's taxonomy places the organism in Eukaryota, Viridiplantae, Streptophyta, Magnoliopsida, Lamiales, Lamiaceae. Bases 177 to 803 code for a protein of 208 amino acids. Gene Ontology annotation, molecular function: DNA binding.